GCUGAUCUGCUGACUGAUGAACAAGUCAAAGAAUGUAAGGAGGUGUUCAACCUGUUUGACAAGGAUGGAGAUGGUGCAAUAACAACACAAGAACUGGGUAAAGUAAUGAGAUCACUUGGUCAGAACCCUACAGGACCAGAACUGCAAGAAAUAAUUAACAAAGUGGACGCUGAUGGAAGCGGAUCUAUAGACUUUACAGAAUUUUUAACAUUAAUGAAGAGGAAAAUGAAUGAGAAUUACACAGAAGCGGAACUACGUUCGGCUUUUAAAGUGUUCGACAUAGACGGUAAUGGUCAGAUUUCGUCGUCAGAACUAAGGCACGUGAUGACAAAUCUCGGAGAGAAACUCUCUGAUGCCGAGAUUGAUGACAUGAUUAGAGAAGCAGAUGUCAACUGUGACGGACAAAUCAAUUAUGAAGGUAGGCACAAAAAUAUCCAGACAUAUAUUGAUCUUUUUUACCUUUUCGUGGUCAUCAUAAAAACAGUCCUUAGCUUAACUAUAUAA
Messenger RNA from Ruditapes philippinarum (Manila clam), 504 nucleotides. RefSeq names its product calmodulin-A-like. The record is from RefSeq and is a predicted model, not a curated record. Gene Ontology annotation, molecular function: calcium ion binding; enzyme regulator activity. The annotation marks the transcript as partial. The transcript is spliced from 3 exons. NCBI's taxonomy places the organism in Eukaryota, Metazoa, Mollusca, Bivalvia, Venerida, Veneridae.